AUGCUGAGUUCAUUCUUUAGGUUCGUUCUGCUUUUCGUAUUCGCUUCUAACUUGGCUGGAAUUUUCAUUGCUGCUUCUUUUGAUGCGAUUCGACUGAUUCCGGACACUCUGAGUAAUCCUGCAACAACUUCUAUAGAGAGCGAUUCACAAACACCUUCGCCCCAACUCUAUAAUCUCAAUUUCAAUCUUCCAAUUGAACAACUAGAAGAUUCCUUUUUGUCCUAUCAUCGGUCUGUUGGAACUCCCAUAUCUCAACCUGUUAGCGAAGACAAUUACAAUACUCGUCGUCGACACGCUAAUCGACACUCUUUCACCAACGCCAUGAGUAAAUUCAUGAAAUCUCUUGGACGGAGUCUUCGUAGUGUUUCUGUAAAUGCUGGAAAAAGCGUUUACGAACCAGUGUUACGGGGUAUUUGGUCAAUUAGUCAAUACUUCACUAGCCUCUUUUCCCUCUUCUGGGGUCAAACUUCAACACAUACUGAACGUCCUACUCGUUCUCAACCUCGGUCCUCUCCAAUUAAAACCUCAGUUGAACCCGCCUCAUUACCUUCUCGUACCCAUCAAACACAGAACCGAAAAAUUGGAACUGAUGGCACUGAAAUUAACAACAUCUCCACUCCCCGUAAAUCAUUAGACGAUUUAAAACGAUUAGACUUGAGUUCAUGCCUUUUAACUCCAUUCCAGACACCACGACAGUCCCACACGAAAUCGAAUGGAGAUCUGUCAGCCUCUGUGUCAAAUAUUACGCAGGCUAGUGGUGAUAGUGCAAGUAUGGCAACAGUUUUCAGUAAUCAGCCGUCGAAGGCUCGGGGCAAUGGAAUUAAGCAAAACCCAAUAAAUGGAGGUCCUAUUGACUUAACAUCUUCACCAAAGUCAAAUUAUGGUACUUCGAAGAAACACUCGUUGCCUGCAUCAUCGCAUCCCGUAUCCAUGGUACCGAUAUAUCCUAAGGGUCGGAACUCGAAGCCAACACCUCUAAUAUCCAUGCCGCCUCCUUCACUCGUUAUGGAAAGCAUUAAGGUUGAAUCUGCUUCUAUGGGAGUUAAGAAACGCAGGCAAUUUCUUCCACACUCACCUCCAUUAUCCAAACAGUCCACUAAAAUGAAAAAUAACUUGGCCAGGGAGACCCCACCCACAAAGCAGAAGUCCCCUCCAAUUGACUCACCCUCUGUAGAGAAUUUAGCUCAGCGAAAGAAGCCAGAAAAGAAGGUCAAUUCUUUCCUAAAAACGUCAAUUUUAUCCUCACAAUCUCUGCCAACAGUUCCAGUUUGGCAGCCUCGGAAAGUUCGGAGAUCUCCUGAAGUUUCAGAGGCGCCAAAGGUCGCAAAUGAAUCAAUGGGAUCAGGGUUGUUUGGAUUGCCUUCAACUAGUGUUUGGUCGAUUGCAUCCAAACAGACAGAGUCCACUUUCGCCCCUCUCGUGGGCCAAAACUAUUUCGGAGAUAUAGAAUUUCCACCUCUUGGAACUCUUCCUCCGAAACGGUCCAGUAGAUCUUCAGCGAUCGAUGAAGGUUAG
Messenger RNA from Rodentolepis nana, 1515 nucleotides. Lineage: Eukaryota; Metazoa; Platyhelminthes; Cestoda; Cyclophyllidea; Hymenolepididae. The record is from the annotation of a GenBank genome assembly.